GCUGUCGGCGCGGCGACGGAGAGGGACGAGCGGCCCUGCGGUCCAGGUUAUAUGCACCAUGGCUAUGACUAAUGUCAGAUUGCUUGCUGGUGUUUUAAGAAAGCCAGAUGCCUGGAUUGGACUCUGGGGUGUGCUCCGAGGGACACCUUCUUCACAUAAACUCUGUGCUUCCUGGAAUCAAUAUUUGUAUUUUUCAAGUACUGAGUUAAAUGCAUCAAAUUAUAAAACACUUUUCCAUAAUAUUUUCUCACUGAGACUCCCAGGGCUUUUAAUAUCUCCAGAGUAUGUUUUUCCAUUUUCCAUAAGACUCAAAGGUAGUAUAAGUUCUAAAAAAUCCACUAAAAAGUCUCCACAAAAAGUAGAAGAUGAAGAGGACUCUGACGCAGAGCAGGAUGACGACGAAAUGAGUGAGACAGAAGAGGAGCUCGAGGAUGACCCUAGUGUGGUCAAAGACUAUAAAGACCUGGAAAAAGUGGUGCCAUCUUUUCGGUAUGAUGUCAUCCUGAAGACAGGCCUAGAUGUUGGGAGAAACAAAGUGGAAGAUGCAUUCUACAAAGGUGAACUCAGGCUGAAUGGGGAAAAAUUAUGGAAGAAAAGCAGAACGGUGAAAGUGGGAGAUACAUUGGAUCUUCUCAUUGGAGACGAUAAAGAAGCAGAAGCGGAGACAGUGAUGCGGAUUCUCCUGAAAAAAGUGUUUGAAGAGAAGACUGAAAGUGAAAAAUACAGAGUGGUGUUACGACGGUGGAAGAAGUUAAGGUUACCUAAGAAGAGUAUGUCUAAAUAAAGGGAUUGCUUUUUAGUGAUAAAGCUGCUUUCUAGUGGUGGGGGAAGGGGCCGACUUAAAAGAGCACAUUUUUAUUAAAAUAAAGUUCUCUUACCAUUUUUGGAA
This is a messenger RNA of Propithecus coquereli (Coquerel's sifaka), 889 nucleotides long. It is a transcript of the gene MTRES1, whose product is annotated as chromosome unknown open reading frame, human C6orf203. Lineage: Eukaryota; Metazoa; Chordata; Mammalia; Primates; Indriidae. The coding region runs from base 59 to 784 and encodes 241 amino acids. The record is from RefSeq and is a predicted model, not a curated record. The transcript is spliced from 4 exons.